GUUCCUCAGCACUCGUUUUCACUAAGGUCUUUAAUGGGGUUCAUGAAAACCAGACACACAAACAAGACCACAAGAAAGAGCAUGUGCACUUUUUAAAUGUAUACCUUCUAGCUGGGGGUCUGGUUACUUCUCUAGGAUGGUGUGAGUGCAUCUUCUGGUUCAAUAGAACUGUGGGCUUCGAUGAUUAUUGGACUUAUUGUUGGUAUGAUAUCAUCAGUUGUUUCAUGGUCUGUACAGAAAUACCAACCUUUAUGGACCAGUAUGGGAAUGCAUGAUAUCACUUAUAUUCAUGGUGUUCCGGGCAUCCUCGGGGCAGUAACAGCUGGUCUGUUCACAAAAUCCUCAAAGGAUGUAGCAAGUGAAAAUGGUGCUUUCUAUUCCAAUGGUGCUCAACUGGGUGUUCAGUUGUUGGGUGUAGUCGUUACAACCACGUGGUCUGUACUAUGGACUUACUUGUUGAUUUGGCUCAUAAGAAUAACAGUCGGACUGAACUCAGGUAACACAAACAAAAUGUUUGGCGCGUGUGAUACCGCGAAAAGUUUACCGUCAUCCGUAGUGAACAGUGAGAGGGAAGUGCUUCGCAAGAAACUCUUCAAGGUGGCUGCUAAAGGAGAUUUACAGGAAUUGGAUAACUUGCUUGUUCAGCAAGUGUCUUUUGGCGUACAAGACUUUGAUAAACGAACGCCACUUCACGUGGCCUGCAUGUGUGGUAAUCUCAACUGUGUAAAGUUCCUUCUUCGGCAGCCUGGUGUGGAUAUUCACGCAAGGGACCGCUGGAAAGCGUCACCGCUGUCUGAAGCUGUACAAUUCGGUCAUGAUCAGGUGGUGCAGUGUCUGUUACGUCACGGAGCGGGAUGGUGUGAAGAUGGAGUCGGGGACUUGCUCUGCAGCGCUAUAGUGAAAAACGAUGUGGAGGAGCUUCAACGCCUUGUGUCUCUUGGCGUGGAUGUGAAUGCGCCAAAUGAAGAGGGUAGCACUGCUCUUCAUGUUGCAGCUGCCGUUGGGAGUCGAGGAGUAGUACAGUACCUCACUGAUAACAAAGCUGAUAUCAACGCGGUUGACUCGCUUGGAAAUACGCCUUUGAAUUAUUCCAAUAUGCACGAGCACCGCGCAGUUAGCCAGUUACUAGAGGGUUUGGGCGCCAGGCGAUUGUCACAUCAUUACAGUAUGCACGAAGUCUGUGAAGUGGCGAGCACAGGCAACCUGCAGAUGUUGAGGCACAUGGUUCAUAAUGGUGCUACGGUGUGUUACAGGGACUUCAACAAACGGACGCCGCUUCAUGUCAGUGCAGCUGAGGGUCAUUUGGAUGUGGUUAAAUUUCUUCUUUUACAACCAGGAAUAAACAUCAAUGCCAGAGACACAAACGAUUUUUCUCCUCUUCUUGACGCCAUCGUGAAUGGCCAUCAUGGGGUGGUGCAAUACUUGAAGGCAUGUGGAGGUACCAUAAGUGAAUGCAAGUUGGCCUCUCUGAUGACAAGCGCUGCCAGCACCGGUGAUACAAGGACCAUGAAACGUUUAAUAAGAUGGGCCGGUCACGUGAACGUGUCUGACUUUAACGGACAGACCGCGCUCCACAUGGCAGCGAUGUGCGGCAGGCUCAAUGUCGUUAAUUUGUUGCUGAAGGAAGGUGCAGAUGCAACACUGGUCAAUCGUUAUGGGCAGAUUCCGUUGCAGAUAGCAACAGCUAAUGGCCAUAAAGCGGUUGAAAAGGAACUUCGGAAACAACUUAAGCUCACUGAAGAAAUUAUUCUCACCGACCAGGUUACCACAAUAACAUGCUACAGCCCUGAAGCAAGAAGGCGAGGAAGGAAAUCUAAAACUGAUCGGCCACAAUACAGUUACUCAAAGCGCCCGUCUAGGUCCUCAACAGAAAACUCCCUGGAACUCCAGCAGUAUUGCGAGCAUAGUGUUAAUAGUAUUCACACGUCUCGGGAACUAAUCAACCCGGCAAACGUACGGGCACCGUUAGAAGGAAAUGACAUCUCGCAGUUACCAAUUCUAAAUGUAAAUACACACGCAAUUUCUGGUCUUACUGCACAAGCGCGAGAGAUGACAGGGGGACAGCCAGAUUAUGUUUGAUGCUGGAGAGAAAUCGAUCGGUAAAGCGUUUUCCAAACGGAAAAAUCAAGAACCUGUGACUCCUUGAAAGUACCCCACAGGUAGUUAGGCAGCAAAGAGGAAUGUACAAGUCAAAGGCCACGAAAAAACUGCUUCUUUAUGCAAGAAGAGCUUUUGCUAGAAUUGCAUUCAAGCAAACAAGAUCCUUGCUAGGCAAUCCUCUGUUGAAACUCCCAAAGUUGAUGCGAAGGGUUCCCGAAACGUCUUAUCGAAUCAAAAAUUAGCUUGAGCGUCGAAAAGUUCACCUUCCCAUACAACCGAUGCUUUCUGACCAUCAAAACCUGCUUGCGCGAAAUUGUUCACUUUCUGACAUGUCGAGAUGUCAAGAUCCUUGAUGACCACAAAGUACAGAUAAGUUUGUCUUCUGCCCCUUAGUGGCUGUAGAAUCGAUUUGUUUAAAUGGUACAUUUUUCUUCAUUUAGUCAUCAAACAGACCUCCUGGUUCUUCAGCAUCUGAGUCAUCAACUUUUUCAUCUUUGGUUUUUUUCCUUUGGAAUUUACUUUGCCUUUCUAAAAUCUUGAAGACAGAAACAAAAUAUAAACAUUUAAAUAACAUACAAUUUACAGAAUUGAACUGACAAAAAUUCAAGGAUGAUUUUUAAAACAGAAUAUUGUUGUACAUAAUGUUUUAAAUUUAUUUAAAGGGCAAAAUCAGCUACAAAUUUUUGAAAAAAAUUUAGUUUUAGCAUCAUUGCCCUAUUUUUUAAAUUUAUAAACUGAGGGAAAAUCAGUUUUGUAUAGUAAGAGUAAUAUUUAACUUUCUUUUAUAAUUUAAAAUCUUGAUUAAUCUUUAACUCCCAAGAUCUGAUUGUUAAUUCUCCCCUCUAGGUGCUUUCUUGUAAAUUGGUUACAAGAAUUUGGUGUUAGAUCAAGGUCACAACUUCUACUUGAUAAAUUUGAAUAUUCUCAUGACCUUUUUGCCAAAUUACGUAUGGAUAUUAUACAGAGAAGUUUCAUGUUGAUCACUUCUUGGAGUUAAAGGGUUAAGGAGAUGUAGAAAACAGUUUGAAAGAAAUGAAUAAUCACUAGAACUUGACACUGAGGCAUCGCAUUGUUUCCUUAAAAGAUUUUCAUCAAAUUUGGUACAUAAAAUAUUUGGUCAAUUGGUAAAGAUGAAUUAAGGGUGUAAAUUUCUAAAGAAAUUGUAGUUUUGCAUUGGCAAAGAUUUUACAAGAUAAUUUGGUUGUAUUAACUGAGUUGAUAAUGAAAAUUGGCCACUGUAAAGAGUUUUCAUAGCUGACAUUUUGACCAUCAGCCCUUUGUUACAAGGUUAGCCCUUCCCCAUUUAUGCUGUUGAAGGGCUAACACUCAAACUGCUAGCUUUAGCAACUUGCUAUGGUGACCACUUUCCAUUAUCAACUCAGUUGGUAAAACCAAAUCAUCAGAUUAGAGAUGGUUUAGUAAGUGGUAUUACUUCAAGUAACUGGCUCUGUCUAUACGUAAUAAACAUUCAAAAGAAUUUGCAAUUGUCAAUAGCCAAAAGACAACAAAAUGCUUUAUCCUAUUCUUGAUGUUUAUUUUCUUUCAAACUGUCUUAUUUAAUACUCAGAAAUGAUUCAAUGAUGCAGAGAAGUAUAUAUCUUAAAUCUCCUAAGGAUUAUUAAAAGCAGGUAAAGUAAUUCCUCCAAUAAACUUCCUGAAAGCUCAUUAGAGCAUGAACAGUUGAUUUGGAAAGGAUUAGGAAUUUGAAAGCAAAUUUGCUUUAUUCAGAGAGGAAGAUCACCCAGUGUACCUACAUCUAUUGCAUUUUGCCAACUGCUAAAUUCGCCCAAACUAGUGACAUGUCAGCUAGUGACUAACCAUGUAUGUCUUUGGCUGUUAUUUUUAAAAAGAUUUCCUCUGCCUGAGGUACAUUUGUCUACACAAGUUUUAGAAGAUAAAGCUUUCAAUACAGUAAUGGAAAGUAA
Messenger RNA from Pocillopora damicornis (cauliflower coral), 4025 nucleotides. RefSeq lists its product as uncharacterized. Gene Ontology annotation, cellular component: cytoplasm; membrane. Gene Ontology annotation, molecular function: ammonium channel activity; protein binding. The record is from RefSeq and is a predicted model, not a curated record. NCBI's taxonomy places the organism in Eukaryota, Metazoa, Cnidaria, Anthozoa, Scleractinia, Pocilloporidae. Gene Ontology annotation, biological process: innate immune response; ammonium transmembrane transport.